AUGCUCAUGAUGGUGUUUUCAGUGAAAGAGCCAAGGAUCUCUAAAAGAAUACUGCUCAGACAUUAUAGUGCAUCAUCUGACAUCAACCUCAAACUGAUUAUUUUGCAUUAUAAAUACACAGGUGUCUGUACGGACCAGACUUCAGUUCAGCAGGAGAUUGUGGAUGUGCACAAUGCCUUCAGAAGGGCUGUGACGCCAACGUCCAGCAACAUGCUGAAAAUGAGCUGGAGUCAGGUAGCAGCAGAUUCUGCUCAGAGUUGGAUUGAUCAGUGUAUCAUGACACACGGUCCAGCAAGCACCCUCAUGGUUAACGGAUAUGAAUUGGGUGAAAAUCUGUUUGAGGCCUCCUCUCUCUAUAAGUGGACUGAUGUAGUAACUGCCUGGCACAGUGAAGUCAACAAUUAUGAAUAUGCCUAUGGAUCCAUCAAUGAUCAACCCACUGGACAUUACACACAGGUGGUUUGGUACAGCUCGUACGAGGUUGGGUGUGCUGUGGCUCAAUGUGGAAGCUACUACUUCUACGGAUGCCAUUAUUACCGCGCAGGAAAUUUCAGAAAAGUACCACCAUACUCACUGGGCAGUCCUUGCGCUGCCUGCCCAAACAAUUGCGAAGACAACCUUUGCACUAAUCCUUGUCCAUAUAUCAACAAAUUCAUCAAUUGCGCCGCCUUAAAAGAAAAGGCCACGUGCGACAACUACUUUGUGAGCAAAUGGUGUCCUGCUAGCUGUCAAUGCAAUAACAAAAUUGUCCCUGUCGCUAGAAAAUAAGUGUUUUAUGGCCAUAAUCCACGAAACACUACCAAGUUUGUCAGUUUUCAAUCUGAUUGCUUACCUGUAGCAUCUCUUUCUUAUAAUGUGAAAUAUGUACAUUCUUUAGCACACAAAUCAUGUAUUCCUUUCUAUGUGGAUAACAUCAAAUAUGACUACAUUUCCUGCAGCAUUUCAUGACUACAUUUCAUGAUGUUUAAAUAUAGUUCAUGCCACGACAAUGCAAAAUGAAUAAGGAAACAGUGAUUUGACAAGACUGUUGAAAAAAGCCAAUUUCAUUUACAGUCAUUACUGUUUUGCAUUUAAAUUACCUGAGGCACUUUUUCAGUAAAACAUACAUAAUCAAAUAUAAAUAAACAAUAUUGUGUUUUAUAAGCAUUAUACUGAACACAAAAGCAGGAAAAUGCACAAUUUAAAACACAAAAUAUGGUCUACUCCCACUCAGAGACUGUACUUAUAGUAUAUAUUCUUUACUGUAGGUCUCUUGCCAAAAUAUUCACGCUAUGUACAUUUCUGCAGUGCAUUUUAAUCUUUCAUGCAAAGUGAUUUUACACCAAACCAUAAGAGCCCACAGAUCCAUGGGUACAAUAAAGCAAUAGAGGCCAGCUAUAUUGCGAAAAGAGCCUGAUUUUAUUAAACGGUUACUUCAUAUUAACAAUAUCAAGGAAACAAAAUGUCAUCAAAAUGUUCCUUUAUUAAGAAAAUUCAUUAUAUCCUUACAUUAGAAAAUAUACUCCCCCCUGACAUGUAAACAACAACUGAAUGAAAAAAUAAAUAUACCCCAUUUAAACUGAGUUUAAAUCUAUUUGGC
Messenger RNA from Xyrauchen texanus (razorback sucker), 1579 nucleotides. Its product is annotated as cysteine-rich venom protein-like. NCBI's taxonomy places the organism in Eukaryota, Metazoa, Chordata, Actinopteri, Cypriniformes, Catostomidae. Gene Ontology annotation, cellular component: extracellular region. Bases 1 to 768 code for a protein of 255 amino acids. The record is from RefSeq and is a predicted model, not a curated record. The transcript is spliced from 7 exons.